Molecule: messenger RNA, 1139 nt
Organism: Cynara cardunculus var. scolymus (artichoke)
Lineage: Eukaryota; Viridiplantae; Streptophyta; Magnoliopsida; Asterales; Asteraceae
Product: derlin-2.2-like
Exons: 6
Coding region: 223-954 (243 amino acids)
Biological process (GO): endoplasmic reticulum unfolded protein response
Cellular component (GO): Hrd1p ubiquitin ligase ERAD-L complex; endoplasmic reticulum membrane
Molecular function (GO): misfolded protein binding; ubiquitin-specific protease binding
Source: RefSeq, a predicted model, not a curated record
AUUGAAGAUUAGAAUAGACACUUUCUCUGAAAGGUUGUAUUUAGUGCAGGUCUGCUUGUACCCUUAUCGCAUUCCGAAAUCUGUUCCUCUCUCUAGAUUCUUUGAGCUCCUGUUCACAUUACAUAUUCAAGUUCUGAUUCUAGAAAUAUUUGAAGUUGAUCAAGCUCUUUGACGCCUUGUUCUUGAAAAGAUUAGGUUUAGUGUUGUUGUUUGGUUGAAGAAAUGGCACAAGUUGUGGAAGAAUGGUACAAGCAGAUGCCUGUCAUAACUCGUUCUUAUCUUACAGCUGCAGUUCUUACCACCGUUGGUUGCUCACUUGAGAUCAUUUCACCAUACAACUUGUAUCUGAACCCGAGGCUUGUGAUUAAGCAAUACCAAAUCUGGAGGCUUAUCACUAAUUUCCUCUAUUUUCGGAAAAUGGAUUUGGACUUCCUUUUUCACAUGUUCUUUCUCGCUCGAUACUGCAAGCUUCUUGAAGAAAAUUCUUUCAGGGGAAGGACUGCAGAUUUCUUCUAUAUGCUCUUAUUUGGUGCUACUAUCUUAACCGGCAUCGUACUUGUUGGAGGGAUGAUACCUUACGUGUCUGAAUCUUUUGCCAAAAUCAUCUUUCUCAGCAAUUCAUUGACGUUUAUGAUGGUUUAUGUUUGGAGCAAGAGAAAUCCAUUUAUUCAUAUGAGCUUCUUGGGUCUCUUUACUUUUACAGCGGCUUACUUACCAUGGGUUUUGUUGGGCUUCUCUGUUCUUGUUGGUGCAAGUGCUUGGGCAGAUCUACUUGGAAUGGUAGCAGGUCAUGCCUAUUACUUUCUUGAAGAUGUGUAUCCGAGAAUGAGCGGGCGACGCCCUUUAAAAACCCCAUCGUUUAUCAAGUCGCUUUUUGGUACUGAACCUGUGGUUGUGGCACGCCCUGGGGAUGUGAUAUUUGCAGCCCCACCAAUGGAUGAAAUGAGACGAUGAGCCAGAUACUAUGUGGAGUAAUUUGAGCCUGUAAAGACAUGUGAAAAUGUAUGCUAGAUUUUAUGAUUAAAGACAUUGAUUUCUGUAAAGGAUUGCUGACGCAUUUUUUAUUUACAUUUUAUCCUCUUGAGGUAGGAAUGAGAAUAUACAUAACUUUUACUUAUGUAUAGAAGGUUAUAUUAUAU